GUUCAAUCGUGAAGCGGAUUGAGUGCGCAGCUUUGCUGUGUGGCGCGUGAGUAUGCGGGCAGGGACGUUACGGCUGCGGUACUGAUUCACAGAAAGUACGAACAGAAACCCGGGAGGCUCCAGAGAUCGGAAAUUUACCGGAGGGGAGUUUACGCCCGCGCGGAGCGGCGAGAGGCACGGGGAGCUCAGAAGGGACGCUUGUUUUGGCGAAUCCGACCGACGCUCGCGCGCAGAAAUGGCGGAGCACCACGCAGCCAGCGACGGCAAGCACAAAGCUUCCAGCAAUUCCGGGAGCUCGGUGCACGGGAACAGCCGACCGGGCGCCGCGGCUGGAGGAGGGGGCAAAGGAGGCCUGUCUGUCGGGCUGACCCAGCCGGCUGGGUGGCAGUCUUUACUCUGCUUCAGUAUUCUCUUUCUGGCCUGCCUGGCAGGAUUCAGCUCCAGACUUUUUGCCGUGAUCCGGUUCGAGAGCAUCAUCCACGAGUUUGAUCCAUGGUUCAACUACAGAUCAACACACCAUCUCGCCACGAAUGGCUUCUACGAGUUCCUCAACUGGUUUGAUGAAAGGGCCUGGUACCCGUUGGGCAGGAUCGUUGGUGGAACGGUGUAUCCGGGGUUAAUGGUGACUGCAGGCCUUAUCCACUACAUGCUCAACCUUCUUCACAUCACAGUCCACAUCCGAGACGUGUGCGUGUUUCUGGCGCCGGUGUUCAGUGGACUGACUGCCAUCUCCACCUUCCUGCUGACGCGGGAGCUGUGGAACCAGGGUGCAGGGCUGCUGGCAGCCUGUUUCAUCGCCAUCGUCCCGGGCUACAUCUCGCGCUCUGUGGCCGGCUCCUUCGACAAUGAGGGCAUCGCCAUUUUUGCACUUCAGUUCACCUACUACCUCUGGGUGAAAUCUGUGAAGACCGGCUCAGUAUUCUGGACUAUCGGCUGCUGUCUCUCCUAUUUCUACAUGGUGUCGGCGUGGGGAGGAUAUGUGUUUAUCAUCAACUUGAUUCCUCUGCAUGUGUUCGUGCUGCUGCUAAUGCAACGCUACAGCAGGAGGGUUUAUAUCGCAUACAGCACUUUCUACAUCGUGGGACUCGUACUGUCAAUGCAGAUCCCGUUUGUUGGCUUCCAGCCAAUCAGAACCAGCGAGCACAUGGCUGCUGCUGGUGUGUUUGCACUUCUCCAAGCGUACGCCUUCCUGCAGUACCUGAAAGACAGACUCACCCGACAGGAGUUUCAGACGCUGUUUUUCCUUGGAAUCUCUCUGGCUGCCUGUGUAGUUUUCCUCACAGUCAUCUAUCUCACAUACACAGGAUACAUCGCUCCGUGGAGCGGCCGUUUCUACUCUCUCUGGGACACCGGCUACGCCAAGAUCCACAUCCCCAUCAUCGCGUCGGUGUCGGAGCACCAGCCGACCACGUGGGUCUCCUUCUUCUUCGAUCUGCACAUCCUGGUGUGCACCUUCCCAGCAGGCCUUUGGUUUUGCAUCAAAAACAUCAAUGACGAACGUGUUUUCGUGGCGCUGUACGCCAUCAGCGCCGUGUAUUUUGCCGGUGUGAUGGUGCGGCUGAUGCUGACGCUGACUCCGGUGGUGUGCAUGCUGUCGGCUGUGGCUUUCUCCAGCGUCUUUGAGCAUUACAUGGGAGACGACACCAAGAGGGAGAAGCCUCCUGCUGAAGACAGCAGCGACGAGGACGACAAGAGGAACUCUGGGAAUCUCUAUGACAAGGCUGGUAAGGUGCGUAAGCACGUGUCCGAGCAGGAGAAGGCAGAGGAGGGUCUGGGUCCAAACAUCAAGUCUAUAGUUACCAUGUUGAUGCUGAUGCUGCUGAUGAUGUUCGCCGUGCACUGCACGUGGGUCACCAGCAACGCCUACUCCAGCCCCAGCGUGGUGCUGGCGUCAUACAACCACGACGGGUCGCGCAACAUCCUGGAUGACUUCAGGGAAGCUUAUUACUGGUUGAGGCAGAACACGGACGAGCACGCCCGCGUCAUGUCCUGGUGGGACUACGGUUACCAAAUCGCCGGCAUGGCCAACAGAACCACUCUGGUGGACAACAACACAUGGAACAACAGCCACAUAGCACUGGUGGGGAAGGCCAUGUCAUCCAAUGAGAGCGCAGCUUAUGAAAUCAUGAGGUCGCUGGAUGUGGACUAUGUGCUGAUCAUUUUCGGAGGGGUAAUCGGCUACUCCGGAGACGAUAUAAACAAGUUCCUGUGGAUGGUGAGGAUAGCGGAGGGGGAGCAUCCCAAAGACAUCAGGGAGAGCGACUACUUCACUCCUCAGGGGGAGUUCAGAGUGGACAAGGCGGGUUCACCGACUCUACUCAACUGCCUCAUGUACAAGAUGUCGUAUUAUCGAUUUGGUGAAAUGCAGCUGGACUUCAGAACGCCACCUGGCUUCGACCGGACUCGUAACGCCGAGAUCGGCAACAAGGACAUCAAGUUCAAGCACCUGGAGGAGGCGUUCACCUCGGAGCACUGGCUGGUCAGGAUCUACAAGGUGAAGGAGCUGGACAACAGAGAGGCGCUGGACCACAAGCUCCGCAGCGUAGUGCCCAAACAGAAGUACACCUCCAAGAAGACGGCCAAGAGGAAGCGAGGACACAUCAAGAACAAGCUUGCUCUCAAGAAGGGCAAGAAACUCCCCAAAAAGUAAAUGACGAUGGGCUCAAACAGGCGUUACGAAACCUCUAAGAAGCAGUGAAGAAGAACACGG
Nematolebias whitei (Rio pearlfish) is the source of this 2710-nucleotide messenger RNA. RefSeq names its product dolichyl-diphosphooligosaccharide--protein glycosyltransferase subunit STT3B. NCBI's taxonomy places the organism in Eukaryota, Metazoa, Chordata, Actinopteri, Cyprinodontiformes, Rivulidae. Gene Ontology annotation, molecular function: dolichyl-diphosphooligosaccharide-protein glycotransferase activity. The transcript is spliced from 16 exons. The record is from RefSeq and is a predicted model, not a curated record. Gene Ontology annotation, cellular component: membrane. Gene Ontology annotation, biological process: post-translational protein modification. The coding region runs from base 236 to 2650 and encodes 804 amino acids.